Messenger RNA from Falco peregrinus (peregrine falcon), 10877 nucleotides. It is a transcript of the gene NCOA6, whose product is annotated as nuclear receptor coactivator 6. Bases 614 to 6547 code for a protein of 1977 amino acids. The transcript is spliced from 15 exons. Lineage: Eukaryota; Metazoa; Chordata; Aves; Falconiformes; Falconidae. Gene Ontology annotation, biological process: positive regulation of transcription by RNA polymerase II. Gene Ontology annotation, cellular component: histone methyltransferase complex; transcription regulator complex; nucleus. The record is from RefSeq and is a predicted model, not a curated record.
GGGGGAGCGGGCGCCCCGGCGGGGGUCCCCGCUCCGCAAGGCCGCCCCGCGCCCCGGCGCCACGCGUGGGGGCGCAGCUCCCGCUCGGGCCCGCGCGCUCGGACGCAGGCGCGCGCGGGGCGGGCCGGGUCACGUGCCGCGGCGGCGGAGGGAGGCGGUGGCGGCGGCGCGGCGCUGGCCUGCGCUCGGUGUCCCGGGCGACCCCCCCCCCCCCCCCCCGGCGGCCCGCGCCCGUCCGCCCCCGCCCCCGCGGGCCCCGUGCGCCCCGGCGGCCCCCGCCCUCCCGCGCGCGCUCGUGGCGGCGGCGGUGGCGGCAGGAUUACAUUUUUGGGAGUUGCUGUUUAACCAUGUUUGCCAGUCUGGAAUUACCUGAAGGCCUGUUGCAUGCUGCAAAAUACUGAAGUCGUGGAAUUUGGUUUGGUCAACUGGAAUCCUUCUCAAGUCAUGUGCAGCAGGGUUCUGUCAGGAAACCACUUCUGUUUGUUCUAGUAGACGAACAGCUUGGAUACUGCAAUGGCCACUGUUUUCAAAGCCGCACAGUUUGUCUCGCAGACCCUAACAUUGAGUCACCUGCAUCAUCUUAACGUCUGACAGGCUACCAUUGUUGGAAACAAUGGUUUUGGAUGAUCUACCAAACUUAAAGGAUACAUAUGCCCCCUUGUACUCCUCCACUAUGGAAGACUUAGAAGUGGAUUUUGAUUCAGGACUGGAGGAAGAUGAACUGAAGCAGAAGGCUGCUCCUGAGGAUUCUACGAUCUUUGUAGCUUUUAAAGGAAAUAUAGGUGACAGAGAUUUUGAGCAGAAACUAGAGAUUAUAUUGGAGAAUGUCCCUGGCCUUUUACACAUGGAAUCCAACCAGUUAAAACUGCAGAAGAUAGAGCCUUGGAACAGUGUCCGCGUUACCUUCAAUAUACCCCGUGAAGCUGCUGAGCGGUUGCGAAUUCUGGCUCAAAAUAAUAACCAACAGCUCCGUGACCUGGGAAUACUCUCGGUUCAGAUUGAAGGGGAAGGUGCUAUCAAUUUAGCUUUAGCUCAAAACAGAAGCCAAGAUGUCCGGAUCAACGGGCCCCUGGGAGCGAGCAACUCCAUGCGAAUGGAAACAGGGUUUCCCAUGCAAGGGGGACAAGGUUUAAUAAGAAUGAGCAACGCUGCAGCUGUCAUGAUGUCCCAGAGUGGAAGUGUGCCCUCCUCUAUGGUGGCAAGUGGUGCUAGUACUGAGCUGCAGCCAAGAACACCUCGGCCUUCCUCACAGCCAGAUGCAAUGGACCCACUUUUAUCUGGGCUAAAUAUCCAGCAGCAAAAUCAUCCACCUGGAUCUUUAGCUCCCCAGCUCCAUUCAAUGCAGUCAGUUCCUGUAAACAGGCAGAUGAACUCAGCCAACUUUCAGCAGCUACAGCAGCAGACGCAGUUGCAGACACGUCCUCCCCAGCCACAUCAGCAGCCACAGCAGGGUAUUCGACCUUCAUUUACUUCACCAGCACAAGUUCCAGUUCCCCCUGGCUGGAACCAGCUUCCUUCUGGAGCAAUUCAGCCUCCUCCAACCCAGGGAGCGUUGGGUACAUUGACAGUAAACCAGGGUUGGAAAAAGGCCCCAUUGCCUGGACAAAUGCAGCAGCAACUUCAAGCAAGACCACCUCUAGCAACAGUACAAACUCCUACUCAUCCUCCACCUCCAUAUCCUUUUGGAAGCCAGCAAGCUUCCCAGGCUCACUCAAACUUUCCCCAAAUGAGCAAUCCUGGCCAGUUUACUGCUCCUCAAAUGAAAAGCCUUCAGGGGGGGCCCUCACGGGUUCCUACACCACUACAACAACCCCACCUGACCAGCAAGUCUCCUGCUUCCUCUCCCUCCUCCUUCCAGCAGGGAUCUCCUGCAUCAUCUCCAACAGUUAACCAGACGCAGCAGCAGAUGGGACCAAGGCCUCCCCAGAGUAGCACACUUCCCCAGGGAUUUCAGCAGCCUGUUAGUUCUCCUAGUCGUAAUCCUAUGGUGCAACAGGGGAAUGUACCCCCCAACUUCAUGGUGAUGCAGCAGCAAAACCAAGGUCCACAAGGUUUACAUCCUGGUUUAGGAGGAAUGCCUAAGCGCCUCCCCCCAGGGUUCCCUGCAGGCCAGGCUAACCAGAGCUUCAUGCAAGGUCAGGUGCCUUCCACAGCUCCAGGAACACCGGUGAGCAGCGGAGCACCGCAGCUGCAAACUAGCCAAAAUGUGCAGCACACAGGUGGCCAAGGAUCUGGACCUCCUCAAAAUCAGAUGCAAGCACCACAUGGCCCACCUAAUAUGAUGCAGACCAAUCUAAUGGGACUUCACGGAAAUAUGAACAACCAGCAGGCUGGUGCUAGUGGGGUGCCACAAGUUAACAUGGGCAACAUACAGGGGCAGCCUCAGCAAGGACCACAGUCUCAGCUUAUGGGAAUGCAUCAGCAAAUUGUAUCCUCUCAAGGACAGAUGGUAAAUAUUCAGGCUCAGGGAUCGCUGAACCCUCAAAACCAGAUGAUACUUUCUCGAACUCAGCUCAUGCCGCAAGGCCAAAUGAUGGUGACACCACAAAACCAAAAUCUUGGUCCUUCUCCCCAAAGGAUGACCCCACCCAAACAGAUGAUUCCCCAGCAGGGACAACAGAUGAUGUCUACACACAGUCAGAUGAUGGGACCUCAGGGCCAGGUCUUGUUACAGCAAAACUCAAUGAUGGAACAGAUGAUGACCACUCAGAUGCAAGGAAAUAAACAACCUUUUAGUACUCAAAAUCAGUCCAAUGUUAUGACGGGGCCAGCUCAACUGAUGAGAGGACCAACCCCAAACAUGCAAGGAAACAUGGUGCAGUUCACUGGGCAGAUGAUGGCACAGCAAGGCCCUGUGAAUGGUAAUCCUUCUCAGGUUAUGGGAAUUCAAGGGCAGGUUUUAAGACCCACUGGACCUGGUCCUCACAUUUCUCAGCAACUUGGGGACACUACUACUACAACAAGUAAUGAUGUGAACUUGACACAGAUGUUGCCCGAUGUUUCUGUGCAGCAGCCAAACAUGGUGCCUUCUCAUAUGCAAGCAAUGCAAGGAAACAACAAUGCUUCAGGGAGUCAUUUCUCUGGUCAUGGGCUCCCUUUCAGUACAGGGUUUAGUGGAACGCCAAAUGGGAAUCAGAUUUCCUGUGGGCAGAAUCCUGUUUUUCCUGUCAAUAAAGAUGUUACACUCACAAGUCCGCUCUUGGUUAACCUUCUACAAAGCGAUAUAUCGGCAGGACACUUUGGUGUGAACAACAAACAAAAUAAUCAGAAUGCCAACAAGCCGAAGAAGAAGAAGCCUCCAAGGAAGAAGAAAAAUAAUCAACAACUAGAACAAACAGCUUCUUCAGAACCGCGUCCAGCUGGCCUGGAGGAGAGUGAUCAGUCAUCAAUGUCUGGAGAACAAGGAGUGAAUUUAGAUAAUUCAGGCCCUAAACUUUCAGAUUUCGCAAGUAGGCCACCAGGUUAUCCAUCUCAGGCAGUGGAACAAAGACCACUUCAGCAGAUGCCACCUCAACUAAUGCCACAUACCCAGCAGCCACAACAGCAGCUGCAGCAGCCACAGCCACCACCCCAGCAAGCCCAGGCACCACCACAGACACCGCAGCAGCAGCAGAUGAUGAUGAUGCUUAUGAUGCAGCAGGAUCCCAAAUCGGUCAGACUCCCCGUACCACAGGGAGUUCACCCACCUAGAGGGCCUCUGAAUCCAGAUGCUCAGCGAAUGCCCCUGCAGCAGAGUGGUAACAUACCAGUAAUGGUUAACCUCCAAGGUCCUGGAUCCGUGCCUCCGUCUCCUGAUAAACAAAGAAUUUCCUUACCAGGCAAUCCUCCCCUGGGAAAUAAUGCAAGAAAAAUGGUUUAUCAAGAUAAUGUACAGAAUCCUUCCAGCUCACCCCUUGGAGAGGUUUCAUCAGUAUCCUCCCUUCCAGAAGGAGGUGGAGCUGAAGGCCCCCCAGCAUCAGGAGCUCAGAAUAAUUUGACAUCUCAUUUAGUGGUUUCACAGAACCAGUUAAUGAUGACUGGACCCAAACCUGGCCCAUCCCCACUUUCAACUGCUCAAGGUGCAAGUCCCCAGCAGCAGUCUAAUUCUCUGCCUAGCACUCUUACACACCAUUUUCCAAAUGUUGCCACCCCAUCACAAACUUCAAGGCCUAAAACCCCAAACAGAGCAAGCCCAAGGCCAUACUAUCCUCAGACUCCUAAUAACCGUCCACCUAGCACGGAACCAUCAGAAAUUAGCUUGUCUCCAGAAAGACUCAAUGCUUCUAUAGCUGGUCUGUUCCCUCCCCAGAUUAAUAUUCCUUUACCUCCCAGGCCUAAUAUCAAUAGAGGAUUUGAUCAGCAGGGUCUUAAUCCCACUACUUUGAAGGCCAUUGGACAGGCCCCAUCAAAUCUCACAAUUAACAAUCAGUCUAGUUUUGCUGCACCACAGCCACACAAAUUGGAAGGUGUGGUCGUUAAUUCAGCAAAACAAACCAACACUGGAGGAACAAAGAGAGCAAGUCCAAGCAAUAGUCGAAGGUCCAGUCCCGGAUCCAGCAGGAAAACUACACCAAGCCCUGGCAGACAGAAUUCAAAAGCAGCUAAAUUAUCACUGACAGCUCAGCAGAAUCCAUCUCUCUUGCAGAACAUGGAAUUACAAAGAAAUAUGAUGGCUGGUCCCUCUUCUUUGUCAACGCCUGUGACUACAAGCUUUCAAAAUAAUAUGCUAAGUAAUCAGAAUCCUGCAAUUUCUGCACCUGCUAUGACUGGCAUUCCUGAGGACAAUAAAGAGAGCCUUAGCAUGCCUCAGGAUAAUGAGUGUCAAAGUGUACAAGGUGUCCAAGGUAACAAAGACCAGCCUGGUAUUGAAUUAAAAGGUAUCCCUGCUCCAGAAAUGAAAAUGUUGGUUCCAGAAGAACAGUCAAAAAAAGACGGGCAGGCCUCGGAGACCAGUAAGCUUCCAGUCUUGGAGGAAAGUAAAUCUAUGGUAUCUCCUGCUAUGAGGGAGGCACCAACUUCUUUAAGUCAACUUCUUGAUAAUUCUGGAGCUCCUAAUGUAACCAUUAAGCCCCCUGGUCUUGAAAUGGCACCGAUAGUCACCACUGGUGAGGAGCUAAAAAAGGUAGCUGUCAUUCCUCCGAUGCAAGAUUCAUCCUCAAGCAAAGAGCCAUCUAAUUCACUUAGCUUGCCUCAAAAUAAUGAGCCCUGCUCAAAUCCAGGGCACCAGGAACUGGGAGAAAUAAACUCAAACGCUGCACAGAGUGUUCCACCAGUAAUGCAAAGGCCUGUUAGCUCUUCUUCUAUUUCAGGUCCUUUACCCCCCAACCAGAUAACAGUUUUUGUAACUUCAAACCCUAUUACAUCUUCUGCUAAUACGUCAACGCCAUUGCCAUCUCACUUGCAACCCGCAUUAGUGUCAACUGUUGUCACAAUGCCCAAUGUAGGGAACAAAGUUAUGGUUUCUGAGGGACAGUCAGCAGCUCAGUCUAACGCCCGGCCGCAGUUUAUUACUCCUGUUUUUAUAAACUCAUCGUCGUUAAUUCAGGUUAUGAAGGGCUCUCAAUCAAGUACAAUUCCAGCAGCCCCGAUGACCUCUAACUCGAGUCUCAUGCCUCAGUCGGUUGCGGUUGUUGGUCCUUUGCAUAUACCACAGAAUAUAAAGUUCUCCUCUGGGCCUGCUCCUCCCAGCACGUCGUCCAGCAGUCCUGUGUCUAGUAUUCCCACCAGCAGGCCACUGGUUCUUAACCCCUUGGCAUCUCCUAUUCAGCUGCCUUCUCCUGCUGCAACUUCUUCCAGUGCUCCUUUGCAUCUUCCUGCUCAGCAAGUCAAAGACUUCAGCCCGGAGGAGACUUCUCAAAGCGGUGGCUCCGGUGACCAGUGCUCCGUUACAGCAGCGCAGCCCGGACCUGUUGUGUCACCUCUGCUUACGAGUAGUCCAGGGUCUGGGAACAGACGCAGCCCUGUUUCAUCAAGUAAGGGGAAGGGAAAAGUAGACAAGAUCGGCCAACUCUUGCUGACUAAAGCAUGCAAGAAAGUCACUGGCUCCCUUGAGAAAGGGGAAGAGCAGUAUGCUAUGGAUGGAGAAGUAGAAGGUCAGGGACUAGAAACGCUGGUCCCAAAUAGUUUGGGAACCGAGCAAUCACCAGCAGAACUAGAUAAUAAAACUGUGACACCUCCAGCACCCAGUGUUACAAAACAGAGCACUUCUGGGCCUGGCAGUUCGAGUGUCAGCACCAUGGCUGCUGCUCCUGCCUCUGCAUCGCCAAGUGUGGCAGCCAGCACUCCUCCUGCCAGCAUGCUGUCGGCCGGGACCCCCCCUGCCAUGCCGGACCUUGCCCCCAUGGCACCAAGCUCUAAUGGCAGCAAUCACGGCAGUUUGCCGGCUGAGCAAACCGGGGGUGGUGUGCUGGAGGAAAAAGCAGGAGCACAUCAGGAAGUGCUACAAAGUGCAGCAUCCUCUCAACAUUUAACACAGAAAAAAAGUUCAGUUGCAACAUCAGAAAGUACUGUUCAAAGAACAGAACUUGAAACAAAUGCUCCAGUAGUUGCUGGUCAAAGACUUCAGUAAUGGUGGCACCUGUGGAAAGCAGAGCAGACAAUUUAUAAUGCAUCUAAUUUCUUGGUCUUCUAAUGUUGAAAAUAUUCUCUUUGAGGACUUCCCAGUUUUGUAUCCUCUGAUAAUUUUUAAUAGAGAUGGACUAUACUCUGGCUUACUCAGGUCAUUCUUCAUCUGAUAAAACUUCUGGUAUCUCUAGCAUUUCAUAUCUUCAGUGCUAAUAGUCCGGAACUGGUACCUGUGUCGGUCCAUCCUCCAGCUUGUCUGAGUUGCAUAGAAAAACAUAAUUCUUCUUACACUUCAUCAGAAAUAUUUUGUCCCACUUUAUUAGUAAUGAGGCAAAAGAGAAUUGUGAAAAGUCUAAAACUUCAAAUAGAAGAAAUUCAAGAACAGAGGAUUCUGCCGCUUCACAGGAAACUGUAGAGAAUGGACAGCGCAAGAGGUCCUCCAGGCCAGCAUCUGCAUCCAGCACUGCAAAAGGUAAAAUGCACAGCCAUCAUUUCUCUGGAGAGGGCAGGAAGUAACAUGCUUCCCCACAUAAUAACCCUUUCAAUAACUGGCUCAUAACCAUGGUUUACAGCUUGUAAAUGUUGUGUGCUUUUAACUCUAGUUUCAAUGAUUUAGACACAGGUUGGUGUUGAAUUAUUUACCGACGUCUGUGCUGGCAGUAAAGCUUGUAUGAAUUUCCCGUUGUUAAAUUUGUGGAACUUGUUUUCUGCAGUACUCAGUCACAUAGUGUUCAGCGAGCUUGCCUAGUUGAAGUUGAAUUCUCUUGGCAGAAACAUUUUGCCAUUAAAAGGACUGUACUCAAGUAAAAAAGUGACUUUUUUUUUAUUCCCCUGAAGCCUGAAAGACACAAGACAAAUGCUUAAGUCUUCUCAAGUGCACGGUCAGCUCUUGCGAAGCCAAAUGCUGUGGUUCAGGCAUGCUCAGAACGCUGUCUGGAUGGCAGCCUGGAGCAUCGAGGAGUGCUGUGUGCUAGCGCGCAGAGCCUUGGCUGUUUUUUCCGAGAACGCAUGAAAUCCUAAAGUUACAGAUAUUAACCCAUGGCAUUAGCAGCUGCUGAUGUGCCUUAUUUCUACGCAGGUUACAAUCUUUAACAAAGUAUUCAGCAUUUGUGUGAUACAUGUAAUCGUUAUCGGAAUGCACGAUCUGUGGUGCCAAUCUGCAUUUCUGAAGCUAACUGUGUCAGCUCCUUAUGUUUAAGGGUCAGAAAAAUUCUGAUGGACAAAAGUUGUGCGAGAGGGUAGAGAGAGAUCGUCAAGAGGCAACAUUCAACCAAUAUUUUAAAGAUAACAUAGAGAACAAAGAGAUAUAUUAAUAUAGAAUUAUUACAAAAGGAAGUCCAGUUGAAUUCAGCACCCAUUUUCCAUACUGAAGAUACUAAACUUUGAUGGUAAGAAUAUUUGCAUUUUAAGAGUUUCAGAGAAGACUUCCAGCUAUAUGUAAUUGUGCGAUGACUCUUAAAGGUUACACAAAGGGACCUAUAUGUUCUGCACUUUUGUGGCUGCUGAAUUUAGUUAAAUUUACUUCUUGUGGCAGGAUUGUGCAGAAGAAUCUAAGUCUGUAUUGUAAAAAUAAAUUAUCUUUCAUGAUUGUGAAGAAAAGUUUGAAAAAUGUGAAGCCAAUGUAAAGUUGAUUUGGUGAUACUGUCCUGAGUUUGAGGGAAUCUGAAACGUAUGACCUGCCCCACAUACUGUGAUGAAUAAACCUAAAGAUGACAACCAGUGGCACGUCAAAUUCUGAAUAUGUGGGAACAUGGAAGUGCAUCAAAUUGAAAUGAUACCAGAACUCACUUAGGGCUUUUGUAUUGACUGUGUUGUUUACCUCUGUAAGUAAAAUCAUUGUUUUUAAAACAUGCAACUGAAACUGCCACAGCAUCUAAGGGUUUUGCUUGAAAACAUGGGUCCAGCUUACCGUGUAGUGCCCUGGGCUUCGAUUACCUUAUCUCCAUGCAAGCAACUGCCUACUUCUAAGUUGUAGAGAAAAUGAGCAAAACAAGGCUUUCUUAUGGAAGAGGGCAGGCUGGAGGAUUAGUGAGGCAGCUGAAGGAGUGUAACGAGGUCUGCCACUUGUGCCUACUCUGUUCUACAUUUUCAUUAGUGAAUCAUAGCGUAAGAAAGCACAUUUGUUUUGUGUGUCCUGGCCUCCUUGUAGACAUCUACGGUUAUGUUAUCUGUGUCUUGAAAAACUUGCUAAUCCAUGUUAAAGAGAAUGUGGAACUGGGGGGAAUUACCUUUUGAGGUGGAGGCUGAUUAAGGUUGUUAUAAAAACAGCAAUUAGGAAAAACCUAAAUAUAGCAAGGAGAGAGAAAUAGACUUUGGCCAGUUUAUGUAGUAAUUCCUUUGCUAAGCAUCAGGAAGGAAGGAGGCAGAAGGAUAACCGUAAGAGGGGAGGGCACGCUGAAAGCCAGCCCUUGUCCACAUGUACGCAGCAUGCUGCAGCGUGCAAGGUUUAGGUAGAAGCAGGCAAGGGGGGUACUGGUGAUGCUCACAAGGUGCUGGGGACUGGGACAGGUGCUGACCACUGACAUGUUCAUUCUCCCAAACACGGAGACUUCAGCAGCAGCAGCAGGGAUGGCUCCAGCUAAUGCUGCUGCUGACCAAGCUACCUAAAGUAGCGUUGCUGCUUGGAGGGAGCUGGGGUGACUGGAAGUCAUGCCUGUUAAGGUGUUUCACUUCUGAAAACUGGUACUGUAUUGGAUUUUCACUUUUUGGAGUAUUUUUCCAGCAAGGGCUGUUUCAGCAUUUACUGCAGCUUUGAGUAUGUUAAAAUUUGAAAUGUUGAUUUUUUUAAUAUUUUUUUAAAAAAAUACGACAUUUCACAGCCAUGGAGUUGUACUGUUGCUUUUCUAGUUUUGGAUGUCAUGGAAAUUUUUUCCCUUUUGAUUCUUAAAAUACACACAGCUCUAAUAGCUUUUGGAAAAUAUUGUGAAGAGCCAAAGAUACAUUGCCAACAUUUAAAAUCACAUUUUUAAAAAAUCUGAAGAUGCAAAUACCCUUGGUACUUAUUCUUUUCCUUUUUUGUUUUGAAAUGGAAGCUUAGUGCCUUGGUAAGUGCACUGAAAAUGUCAUCUGCUUUUGCUGUCGAUUCUGCAAGUGCUUCUGGUUGUUCUGCUGCAGUGCUGUAUAGUAUUUUGUAUCUUUCUGCAUAAGCUGUUUUUCUGUGAAUCGUAAUGUACACUGAAGAGACUUGUUUUCUAAUGACCUGAAUUUCCAAGGACUCAAACAACUAGAUUCUUAACUUGCAUGGAAGCCUCCAAAGUAUCUUCCUAAGUUGUUGGUUUUUUUAUAACGCCGUCUCUGUGACGCUUGGGUCUGACUGACGUAGUUUGUGCCCUGCGCUGUCCCGCUGUUGCACGGAGACUUCCUUCUGUGGUAUGGCUGAGCAAGUGGGAAUGUGGGAAAUGAAAGUUAAAGAGCAGUUGAAAAUGCACCGCUCUUAUUUUUAAGGCGGUUAUAUUAGGACUUCGUAAAUGUUAAACUCACAGCUCUGGGAGAUAGUGCCCUGACAGAAGCUAGGGGGAACUUUGUGCUGUAUCGCUGCCGACAGCUGUCGUCAGUGGAGAGGGUCCAUUUGUGUUACGUCCUGUGAAGAGUCACUCCCAGGUCUGUGGAAAUCCUGAUCUUCAGAGGUUUCCACUCUGGUGUGACGUUGGAAAAAUAAAAGGGCAGUCUGUGCACCUCUGGUGAAUGGCUUACCGACUUCGUAUCCACGCUUUUUUUCUUCUCUUGCUUUCAGAAACGAGUGCCAGUGCAAUGCAGUCAAAAAGAAGAAAAUCCAAGUAAAUUACUGCAUGGAAACAUGAAACUUGUAAAUAAGUGUGAAUUUACCAAUAGCAAUUUUGAGCUGUGAUUUUUCUUUUUUUAAAUAAAAUUCUGUACAGUAAGUCAUUUUAAUAUUAUACUGUUCCCAAUAAAUGAUUUUUUUCUAAGAAACAAAUAGAUAUAAAAACUGGGUUCUUUUAAAACCCCCUGGAUUUACAAAGUGAAGUCCAGGGUUAGCACAUUAGGUUAAUGUGUUUGUAUGAAAUGGAAGGGGAGAGGAAGACAAUUUGUAAAUGUAUUUGUUUCCACUUUUCAUAAACAAAUUAGAAUACAGGGUUGUCAUUUUUAGGUAUUAAAAUAAUGUAUUGUGCUGUUGUUUAAGUACUGUAUGUGAAUAGCAGUAAGGGGGUUUAUAAACAAACCCAAUCUUGUUUGGAAAUGUAAAUAAUUUUAUUAUAUAGUAGAUCUGAUGUAUUUGUUGUAGAAAUGGACCAGUGAAACAAAAAAUAAAUAAAUUUAAGGGUUUGUAUAAUGUGGAAUCCCUCAUGCUCUAAAUAAAUGUUAUUGUCCUAUAA